AUGGACGAAAGCGCGAUGAGUAGUAUCUGCAAACCCUACUUCCCCCAGCCGGAGCUCGCCGGAAAAAUUCUUCGACGAGCAGCCAAGGCUUUCCUCUACGCUCUCCUCAUCUUAUCAACCGCCGUUUUUCUUUACUUCUUCCGCUCGACCAAAACUAUUCCAGCAAUAACGCUCAUCGCCUCCGGCGAUCUUCCCUCUCCAACAAACCUUUCCCACAUCAUCUUCGCGAUCGGCGGGUCAACGAAGACCUGGCAACGGCGGCGGGAGUACUGCGAACUCUGGUGGAAGCCAGGGAAGAUGCGGGGCCACGUGUGGCUGGACGUGGCGCCUACGGAGUGGCCGGACACGUGCCCGCCGUGGCGGGUGUCGAAACCGGCCGCGAAACAGGCGGCGCGGAUUGCGAGAAUAGCGGCGGAGGAGUACGGAAUGGGGGUGGAGGGGGUACGGUGGUUUGUGAUGGGAGACGAUGAUACAAUAUUCUUUCCGGAGAAUAUGGCGGCGGUGCUCGGGAAGUAUGAUCAUGAGGAGAUGUAUUACGUGGGGGCGGCGUCGGAGAGUGUGGAGCAGGACGAGAAGCAUUCUUAUGGCAUGGCGUAUGGGGGCGGCGGGUUCGCCGUCAGUUACCCGGCCGCGGCGGCGCUCGCCGGAGGGAUUGAUGGGUGUCUUAGGAGGUAUGACCGUCUGUACGGUAGUGAUCAGCGCGUGCAUGCUUGUUUUAGUGAGAUUGGGGUUCCGCUUACAAGAGAACCGGGGUUUCAUCAGGUGGAUCUCAGGGGAGACAUCUACGGCCUGCUCGCCGCGCACCCAAUCGCGCCGCUUCUCUCCCUCCACCACCUCGACUACGUUCCACCCAUCUCCCCUCUCUUCCAUUCCCAACUCCAAGCCCUCCGCUCCCUCAUCAACGCCACGCGCGCCGACCAACCCCGCGCGCUUCAGCAAUCCUUCUGCUACCUUCAUGAGCGCCGACUCAACUGGUCGAUCUCCGUCUCGUGGGGAUACACCGCCCAGAUCUAUCCAUGGCUCUUAUCUCCCAAGGAAUUAGAGGUUCCGAUACGAACUUUUAGGACCUGGAAGACGUCGGAUAUAAGGCAUUUUACCUUCAAUACGAGGGAGUUGGCGGUGCCGAGCCGGCCGUGUGAGAGGCCGUUGCGGUAUUUUUUGGAGGCGGUGGAGGAGCGCAGGGAGGGGACGGUGACGGAAUACCGGCGGCAUGGGUGGGGGGAUGAAGGAAAGGAGAGGUGUGGGAAGUUAGGGUUUGAGGCAAUGGGCGCGGUGAAGAAGGUGAGGGUUACGGCGAGCAGGAUGGAUCCUAUGCUAUGGAGAAAGGCACCGAGGAGACAAUGCUGUGGAGCAAAGAAAAAUGAUAAAAAUAUUAUCGAUGUUCAUGUUAGAGAUUGCCGUCCAGGCGAAAUUACUUCUCCCAUAUAGAUAUGCUUCUCUUGUACGAAAUAUUUAAAUGAAAAAAAAAAAGUGAAUAUUAUGUAAAUAUAUUUUCUAAAGUUUAGUUAUGCACAACAAAAUUUAGCUCAUACUUUUUGUUUUUA
Dendrobium catenatum is the source of this 1544-nucleotide messenger RNA. RefSeq lists its product as uncharacterized. NCBI's taxonomy places the organism in Eukaryota, Viridiplantae, Streptophyta, Magnoliopsida, Asparagales, Orchidaceae. The record is from RefSeq and is a predicted model, not a curated record. The transcript has 3 exons. Bases 1 to 1428 code for a protein of 475 amino acids. Gene Ontology annotation, molecular function: acetylglucosaminyltransferase activity.